Molecule: messenger RNA, 2239 nt
Organism: Xyrauchen texanus (razorback sucker)
Lineage: Eukaryota; Metazoa; Chordata; Actinopteri; Cypriniformes; Catostomidae
Gene: drd1b
Product: dopamine receptor D1b
Exons: 1
Coding region: 401-1741 (446 amino acids)
Biological process (GO): G protein-coupled dopamine receptor signaling pathway; adenylate cyclase-activating adrenergic receptor signaling pathway; vasodilation
Cellular component (GO): plasma membrane
Molecular function (GO): G protein-coupled receptor activity; dopamine neurotransmitter receptor activity, coupled via Gs
Source: RefSeq, a predicted model, not a curated record
UGCUGUGGGACUUUGAACAAACUGCUGACAAGGUACUGAAAGAAUAAUGAAUGUCUUAAUUAGACAUUGAUAUGUGUAUAAACAAUAUUAAGUGGUUAUUUUUCAAAAUAUAUGUCAGGAUUUCCUCUUUAAUUUCUGUUUUUGAUCAAAUCAUGUUGAUUGGGAAGGUCUGUGGGAGUUCAUGGAUCAGUUUUUUGGCACCUCAAGAUAAUUUAGUUUUGAAAUGAUGAUAUGUAUUUUGCAAGAUGACUUCUGCAGUCGACAUAGUCAUGGACAAUCCAGAUCAACUAGUUGCUUGUCUAUACGCAACAGCUGCUCUGAUUCCUGUGUAAACUGUCUUGGGUUGGACUUGGUCUGGAAUUAUGGGGUGACCGCUAAUUUGACACGGUGAAAAAAAGCCAUGGAUGUGAACUACUCCACGGUUCUGGACAGCAGUGUGUCACCACGUGAUUCUUCCAAGCGAGUUCUGACUGGCUGUUUCCUCUCGCUGCUUAUCCUGACCACCCUACUGGGCAAUACGCUGGUUUGCGCAGCCGUCACAAAGUUCCGCCACCUGCGUUCAAAAGUCACCAACUUUUUUGUUAUAUCCCUGGCUAUUUCAGACUUGCUGGUGGCCAUUUUGGUUAUGCCAUGGAAAGCGGCAACUGAGAUUGUAGGGUUCUGGCCAUUUGGCGCCUUCUGCAAUGUCUGGGUGGCCUUUGACAUCAUGUGUUCCACUGCCUCCAUCUUGAACCUGUGCGUUAUCAGCGUGGACCGGUACUGGGCUAUUUCCAGCCCGUUCCGCUAUGAACGCAAGAUGACACCCAAGGUGGCGUUCAUCAUGAUCAGUGUUGCAUGGACGCUGUCCGUUCUUAUCUCCUUCAUCCCUGUGCAGCUAGACUGGCAUAAAGCCCAGACAACAAGUUACACGGAUCUGAACGGCACCUACGGCGAGCCUCCCCCAGACAACUGCGAUUCCAGCCUUAAUCGAACGUAUGCCAUCUCCUCUUCCCUGAUCAGUUUUUACAUACCUGUGGCCAUCAUGCUGGUCAUCUACACCCGCAUCUAUCGGAUCGCCCAGAAGCAGAUACGCCGGAUCUCUGCCCUUGAACGUGCGGCAGAGAGUGCCAAGAACCGCCACAGCAGCAUGGGUAACAAUGGCAGUAUGGAGUCUGAAAGUUCCUUCAAGAUGUCCUUCAAGCGUGAAACCAAAGUUCUCAAAACCCUCUCGGUAAUCAUGGGUGUCUUUGUGUGCUGCUGGCUGCCCUUCUUUAUCUUGAACUGCAUGGUUCCAUUCUGCGACCCUAACGAGAGUGCCGACUUCCCAUGCAUCAGUUCCACCACUUUUGAUGUCUUUGUUUGGUUCGGUUGGGCCAACUCCUCACUUAACCCCAUCAUCUAUGCCUUCAAUGCUGACUUCCGAAAGGCAUUCUCCAUACUGCUGGGCUGCCAUCGACUCUGCCCUGGCAGUAACGCUAUUGAGAUUGUUAGUAUUAACAAAAAUGGGGCCACCCAGUCUUCUUCCCAAUAUCAACCAAAGGGCCACAUCCCGAAGGAGGGGAACAACAGCAACUAUGUAAUCCCUCACAGUAUCCUCUGCCAGGACGAGGAGACCCAGAAGUUGGAGGACGAAUCUGGGGUAAAAACUUUUGAGAAUCUAUCUCCGUCCAUGUCGGGCAAUUUGGAUAGCGAUGCUGAUGUUUCCCUGGAAAAGAUCAACCCCAUAACACAAAAUGGGCAGCACAAAUCCAUAACGUGCUGAGUAUUCUGUUGUCAAAAUGCUUUGUGAUGCGAGCAAAGAACCCUUAUUUCAGUAUGGAAUCCAAAAAAGCUUCACUGAGGACCUUAAAAACACAUUUUCAGACUAAAUGAAACUCGUGUAAAACAAAGAAUGUUCCAAAUGAAGGCACUUUAUGCUGGAUAACUACCUGCAAAAUAUUCACAGCAUUUAUUAUUGACUUUAACAUGUCAGUUGUCACAAGACAUUAAUGGAAAAUAAUGUGAACAAACCAUGUAUGCAUAUGUAUACAUUUUAUGCAUUCUAAAUGUGUAUACAUGUGCAUGCCUAUUUGGUUGUGAUUUAAAUACUGUCCGAGCUGUUAAUACAAGGACCAGAGUUAGUACAUUAGUUAAAUUUCUUGUUGGUGAGUGUUUUGCCUAAAUUGCUCACAAGAUAUUUGGUUGCGUCUACUGUCGACAAUAAAAUGUACAUAAUGUUGUGUAUAUUUUUUACAUGUUAUCAGAGUUGGCUAAGCCAACA